AUGCGGCACCCUCUCAAUGUCAACCACCUAAAAGCUGCAACUCUCCAGAUUUCCCAAAUACUGACUCUCCGAAAGGCAUAUCACACAAAAAUGUUGGUGGAAUGCAGCCGUUUGAAUUUUCUCGUUGUAGUUAAAAGAGCACUGUUUUACAGAGAUGAAUUGGUAGGCCCUGAUGAGUUAUUUCUGGGGACUGGCUGUCAGGCAAUUCGAGUGUGGCCGGACAAACUUGAAUUUGACUAUCCUGUUAGUCUGUGCGGAAUUACAAUGCAGGUCUUCUGUGAUGGAGCCGUCUUCCAUUCCUGGCUCACCUAUGUACCAAAGAAUCAAUCCAUUUCUGCUAAACUUCACCUGGAGUGUACAGUUCCCAGCUCCUGUGUCUCACCUGAUGAGUCCUAUAACAACACUGAAGUGAGCAAUGGCUUCCUCCUAUCCUCACCUGUUCAACACUGGUUCUUGAUACAGUACAGAUACUGCAUGAGAUGUGGCUAUACCCACUGGAGAGAACACUGGUCCACACCUUUUUAUGGACCACACAAUUAUUCACUUCAAGAGCAUUUCUUCCAUCCUUUCACCGAUGACUUUUAGAAGCUUUUCGCCUUGGACAUUCAGCAGCAAUACGGAAGUAACCCAGCCCAG
Messenger RNA from Prionailurus viverrinus (fishing cat), 636 nucleotides. RefSeq names its product oocyte-secreted protein 3-like. The record is from RefSeq and is a predicted model, not a curated record. The transcript has 5 exons. Bases 1 to 585 code for a protein of 194 amino acids. Lineage: Eukaryota; Metazoa; Chordata; Mammalia; Carnivora; Felidae.